GGCACAGUCUGAGGGUGCACUGUGUCAUUCUUUCUAUCAGGUGUCCUUCGUUGUUUCCUCCUCGGAAAUCAGGCUUGCAAAAGCAGGAAGUGGAGUCGGGCAAGGAAAUUCACUUGUCUUCGCAUGUCGGAAAUGAAGAAUGCAUACUUGGGAUAACACGCUUAGAAGAAGAACAUGUGAAGAAAUUGAAGAUUCUUGCAAAACAUUGUGGUUUGCAACCCCUAUCAAUGGUGCUGAGCAGGAGCCGUCCAAAUUGGGGAUCCCCUUUCCCAUCUUACUUCAGCUGGUCAAAUGUUCUCGUAAGGAUUUCAAUCCUUUCAUCCCUUCAGUUACGAACUUGUCUUACUUUUGUGGUACUUGUGAGUUAUGCCUAAAGGUAUAGUGUCAAUUAGCUCUAGUCCUUGACAGUUUAAUAUGUUUUGGUUUUCAGGGACAUUAUACUGGAGGCUAAAGAAAAUGAAUAAAUUAGCUGGGAAUGCACAUUCUGCUCCGUAUCCCAACCCUAUGUGCACGCUCAUAAAGUUGUACUGGGUCCAAGGUGCGAUUACCUAAGGGCCCUUUUUAAUCUGGCAUGCAAGAAAGGUGAUCAUAUAUAAAGAUAUAUAUGUUUGCAUCCAUCUUAUGUGAAUGUCCUAUAUUAAAUUGGGUCGAUGUUUCAUCCAAGCUACUGGAAUUCCUGUUGAUGCAGCCAUUCCAAGACUGUAAAAGUGCCUGUUAGCUGGGAUGCCUUGAAUAGGCUAGUGCAUUGGUUUUACGCUGAUGGCUGCCUAAUCCUCCAACUGGAUGUCCAUGGCUCAACAGGGAACAGAGGAAAAGCUGCAUGCCGUCCAACCAUAUCUCGAACUCUGCUGGCUUUCUGAUUUCUGUUUUUUGGAGACUGUAGAAGACAUAUGCUACAGAGUGAUUAUAUGUCGUAUGGAAGGCCCGGACGUGAAUUUAUCCCUUAAACUGCUCCGGCUCGCUGAAAACUUGUCGCUGUGGAAACUCUGAAGUAGCCGCUGAUCGUCUGGCUCCUGCAUAUCGCCAGUUAUGCCAGUCUGGGGUUCUCGAAUUGUUGGAUGAAGGUCUGGCCGGAAUGCUGCUUCUGUUAGAAUCUCUCAAUCGCAUUAAGACAAGGAUAGGUACCGUUGUCUCCUACCUUUGCCCUGUCUUCUAUUUUCUAGAAGUACUUCAGACGUAAUCAAAGAAUAGAACAUGUCAUUGAUUGAGUAGUUGCCAUUUUAUUCGAUGAUUACAAUUUACUUCUAUUUAGAAGUGGUGCCUAUAUCAUACAUCAGCAUCCUAUGUAUCAAAUUAAAUGUUUCUUUCCCUUUAUCUAAUGCUGUAUUGUGUAUUCGUAUAUUCCUAUUUCCUUGUCAGGCAGAAGGUGAACCAGCUUCCUCUCUUAGUUGCAGCCUAGUAACACAGGCUGCAAGUCUCUUACUACGUCCUGCAUCGAGAUCGUGGAGUCAAUGUCUUUCUGCAAAGAAACAACGUGAAAAGCCGUUAGUUCGAAAGUUCGACUCCAUUAACAUCAGUUCUUAUUCUGCCUCAAGUCUCCAGUGAACAAGAGUAUCAUCAUACCUUGGUCACAAUGGUUACAUCCAAGGAACACCUCCCGAAAGGCACGACAUUGAUGGCCAGCACAGUAAGGCCUCUCGCUUCGACUUCCGGGAUCAGAGUAUCAUCAACAAUGCGACUCAUGAACUCCUCUCCAAUCUCCACCUGGGACUUCUUCACGAAGAUUAUGGACUCCACCAACGUCCUCUUGGCUUUCUCGUGCAGCUCGUUCACCCUCUCCUGGAGCUGCUUUACGUACUUGAUCGCCUCCCCCAGCACAGUAGCCUUGUCUCCCUGAACAAAACAAGCAAUCAAUCAGCAGCUGAACUCGGAUUAAACCGAAGAACACAAUUCCAUCCGGGGAGGCAGGCAAGGUAUUACCUUCUUCAGGUUUGGUAUGUUGGCGGAGAGAGCGAUGAACUGCUUGUUCAAAUGCUCCCUGCGCUUCCUCUCUGCAAGUAUAUGGUGCGGCACGGGCAAACCGCUUCGACCACUUCCCGAACUGGAAGCCGCUCUCAUCGGCUGUUCAGGGGCUGCCGCAUUGGCAUUGUACUCCGACGAAGGAUGUUGGUUGAUCAAAGCAGACAGAUCGUCAAACCCAUCAGAGCCUUGCUGCGAAGGAUCGUGUCCGAAUGGCAUGAAGCUACUCAAAUCCAUUGGCGGCUGGCGGGUAGAGGUUGUUACAGUUAUGAUUCCAGAGGUGGGAAGACAAGGGAUCUAACUGGUCGGUUUUGGAACUUCCUGGAAAGCAGCUCCCUUUUAUGCAGAGGGAGGAAAACGCGUGCAAGUAAGAUCCGAUACCGAGAAAUCUAACUCAAGAUAAAUGAGGGAGCGAGGCUUUAGCUAGAUAGCAACUGAAAUUUAAAAAUUCUGUUGCCUGUUUAGCGCGAGGAGAUAGAAAGAUGGCGGCAAGUCAUUCUUUUCCCCUCCUUCAGCCAUCUCUGUCAGAGGUUUGAUUACUUCCUAGUAUCUCACUUUUUGGCGCGUUCCCGGGUUUAUUUUAUUAAAAGAUUCUGCUUUCUUCUUCUUCCUUCCCUAUGGAGUUUUGGGGAGUUCGGUCUUGGCAUGUUCGAGCAAAGGAAAGCAAAGAUUGGGGAUGGCGGCAGUGCAUAUAGAAAAUACAGGGGCCAGCCUGGAAUUCGAGGUAAGGGAAAUUCUCCAUUGUUUUUUUUUUCUUGGUUCUUUUCUGCCACAUUGUGCAACCUGACAGAGACAGACACUUGGCUUGGUUUUGGAUUUGAUUAAUCAGUAAUCAAACACAAGGCAAUUGCCUUGUUAUGUGUUCAAUUUUUUAUUCAUCUUGGUCUUUUUCUAUUGGGUUACACGAGGUGCUGUGGUAGGUAGGUUGGAUUUGAGCAGCAGGGAUUUUGCUAGAACUGUUGAUAGGGUGUUGAACUGGAAAUCAAAGACGAGAAUUAGAACCUGAUGGAAAGUGCACUUUUUAUUAUUGUUAUUGAUUUCAUUAUAUUCGUAUUUUAUUCGAGUUAAAAAUCGAAGAUAACUUGAAUGUGAGAAUUGGAUUAUGCAUUGUUCAAUGUGGUUCAGUUUCGAAUGUCGAUUGUCGAGUUGCUACUGCGGUCUCAGGUUGAGCUCUUGCAAUGCAUUGAUUGCCAAGUUUGCAGGUUAUCGUUCCUUCCACUGUGAACAAUCUGUUAGCGGGAUAGCACUAAGUCUGCUUCUGUGCUCAAUCAAUGAUUGCCAAGUCUCAAAGAGCUGUAAACGUCCAGAUGGAUGCUUGGGCAAAUACUUUCGGCCUGGGACUGGGCUUGGACUUCUCUCUCUCCUCAUUUGCCUUCGUUUUCGGAUGCAGCUUUAAUCUUGAUUAAUAUUUGUCUAAUGUUGCAGCAUCUAUUGUAGCAACCAGACCUUGAACUCUGUUCCAGCUCCAUAGUUUACCUUCUUACUUGGUCGGGCCGGCGGCUACAGGCCCAUGAAAAGUUGUUGUAUUAUAGGAAUGGGCCUUAAUCAGUUGGGCAUGUCGUCGGGAGUUCUCAUCGGGCUAGUAGACUUGGCCUGCACAAAGUAAGGUUCUGUUCUUGGUGGCCCUUAUGGAAACAGAGUGGCUCGUAUGGUAGCCCGUCAGGCUCUAUUCUUGUCACCCAGAGUGUGUUCCUGGUUUGACUUCGUUUCUUGGUUAUUUAGUAGGCAGGUUAACUUGUAAUAUAUGACUCUUGUUUUUCCUCUUUUGCAAGAGUGAUCUAAUGGAAAAUAAAAAUUCGAAUUAAUGAACCGUCUCAUCAGGUGGUUUUCGUAGGUCGUAAUAGUAAUAAUGUGGCUCGUUCAGUGGUUCGACAUGCUUUAUCUUUUUCGCCUUAUUAUGUUCAGAGGUUCGACUAUCAUGCAUGGUUACAGAUUACUAUCUUGAUGUGUAUUGUACCUAGUUCUUUCAAGGAAACUAAUUUGAUAUGAGAACCACACACAAAUGAUGGGUAAUAGUUGUUAUCCAUAAUUAACGUUCUAAAAUGGA
Linum trigynum is the source of this 4006-nucleotide messenger RNA. The record is from the annotation of a GenBank genome assembly. Lineage: Eukaryota; Viridiplantae; Streptophyta; Magnoliopsida; Malpighiales; Linaceae.